Molecule: messenger RNA, 1770 nt
Organism: Ilex paraguariensis (yerba mate)
Lineage: Eukaryota; Viridiplantae; Streptophyta; Magnoliopsida; Aquifoliales; Aquifoliaceae
Source: the annotation of a GenBank genome assembly
AUGGCUGUUGCUCUGUCUCCAACUACUUCUCUCCGCCUAAAACCCUUCUCCGCCGUUCAAUUCCUCUCCGUCUGCCGGGGAUUAUAUCCCAAAACUCUCCCCACACAAUUCAAAACCCUAGCAACCAGUGCUAUUUUCCCGCCAAAAUUCCACACUCCGUCCAUUCCCUCACCAUUCUGCGGAGCCGCUUCGUCCAUCUUCGUAACCAACCGUCGGUGCUUUUGCACUGUUAUCGCCGGAGCUCUCUCCUCGGGCGAGGCCGUGGAGAGUCUAAAAAUUGGGUUGUCAGAAAAGCAAGGCCUUGAAAUUGGUGAAAUAGUUGGGGAAUUUCGUACAAGAUUGAGGAUUGUGGAUAUAAAAGGAGGGCCUGACGAGGGUUUGGAUCGAUUGGGGCAGACUUUGGUAGUUCAGGGUUGGGUCCGGACACAAAGAGUGCAGAGCAGUGUUACAUUUAUCGAGAUUAAUGAUGGUUCAUGCCUUUCAAACAUGCAAUGUGUGAUCAACUCCGAUGCUGAGGGUUAUGAACAGGUGGAGAGUGGCUUGAUUUCAACUGGUGCGUCGAUAUGGGUCCAAGGGAUAUUAGUAACCAGCCAAGGAUCAAAGCAAAAAGUAGAGCUAAGGGUUGAUAAACUUGUUUCGGUCGGAAAGAGUGAUCCUUCCUAUCCAAUCCAAAAGAAAAGGGUUAGCAGAGAAUUUUUGAGAACCCAGGCUCAUCUUCGGCCUAGAACAAACACUUUUGGUGCGGUUGCAAGGGUGAGGAAUGCUUUGGCUUAUGCUACGCACAAGUUUUUCCAAGAAAAUGGUUUUGUAUGGAUCUCAAGUCCAAUUAUUACUGCUUCAGAUUGUGAAGGAGCUGGUGAACAGUUUUGUGUGACCACUUUGAUUCCCAGCUCCAGAGAAGCAAUUGAUUCUCCCGUGGAUGCGAUCCCCAAAACUGAUGUUGGUUUAAUUGAUUGGUCACAAGAUUUUUUUGGGAAGCCAGCAUUCUUAACUGUCUCUGGCCAACUCAAUGCCGAAACAUAUGCUACUGCACUUUCUGAUGUGUAUACAUUUGGUCCAACAUUUCGAGCUGAAAAUUCUAACACUUCCAGACACUUGGCUGAAUUUUGGAUGAUUGAACCAGAACUUGCAUUUGCUGACUUAAAUGAUGACAUGGCCUGUGCAGCUGCCUAUCUCCAGUAUGUAGUAAAACAUGUUCUUGAAAAUUGCAAGGAAGAUAUGGAUUUCUUCAAUACUUGGAUUGAGAAAGGAAUUAUCAACCGACUCAGUGAUGUGGUUGAGAAAAACUUUGUGCAGUUGACUUACACUGAUGCAAUUGAAUUUCUUCUAAAAGCAAAUAAGAAAUUCGAAUUUCCGGUGAAAUGGGGAUGUGACUUGCAAAGUGAGCACGAACGUUACAUCACGGAAGAAGCUUUUGGUGGAUGUCCAGUAAUAGUACGAGACUAUCCAAAGGAUAUCAAGGCAUUUUAUAUGCGGCAAAAUGAUGAUGGAAAAACUGUUGCAGCCAUGGAUAUGUUGGUUCCUCGGGUGGGUGAACUUAUUGGUGGAAGCCAAAGAGAAGAACGACUCGAAUAUCUGGAAGAGCGCUUGGAUGAAUUAAAGCUCAAUAAGGAAAGUUAUUGGUGGUAUCUUGAUCUAAGGCGUUAUGGCUCAGUUCCUCAUGCUGGCUUCGGAUUGGGCUUUGAAAGGCUUGUCCAAUUUGCAACUGGAAUAGAGAAUAUAAGAGAUACAAUACCUUUCCCACGGGCACCUGGCUCAGCCGAAUUUUGA